AACCCUCUGUCAUUCGUGUAAUAUUAGAGAAUAUCGUUUAAGAAACAUCGAUAAUAUAUAUAAACCUAAUUUAUCGGAUAAUAGAGAUAACUUCAUGAAAGGAGAUAAUCCAAUAAAUGGACUUUUAGGCAAUGUACAUACAAUGAAGAGUCUUUAAACAUUCACACGCGUAGACCUUAUACUACAAGCAAUGAGUGCAUGGAAAGCGUAACAACAUAGAGGGCGCUUUUUGAUUACUCGAUUACUCGUACGAAUGGUAGUGCGGGGUAGCAGGGAAAUUCUAAAUAAACGCAAAGAUCAACUAAUGAAAAUAUCCAACUAUAACUACAACACUGCAAAAGAAUUAUUAAAUACAAUUGAAAACGAAAAAAAGAAAAAUCGGAAAGAAAAAAAUAAUGAGAGCUAUGUAUUGAAACAAAGACCAUCAAGUAUUACAAAUUUUGAAAAAAGAGUCAACUUUAAGCACUCAUUACUAGAUCAAAUAGAAUGUAACAAGGUUAAAAAAGAAACAGACAAGAUCGCAUCUUUAAAAUGUGAAAAACUGAUGCAAAAAGAAUUGUUAAAAAAUCUAUAUGAUGAAAGAAUAAGAAAUAUAGAAGCAAAAAACCGGUCAAAAGAAAAUUAUUUAAUUAUCCUUGAUGAACACCUAAAAAAUAAAACUAAAAUUACAGAAGAACAGAAGACAAAAGAUAAGACAAUACCAUUGUCUCAAACUUUUAGUUUCGGCCCUGAUCAAGCUAAAUUGCAGAAAUUUGACAAUUGCAAACAUCGUCAAAUAGCCAAUUACCAAUUGAAACAGAAAAAUGAGCGAAAUCUUGAACUCCAAGAAGAAAAACAGAAAAACAUUGAUUUUGAAAGAAGUUUGUUGAAUCAGCUUAAAGAAAAAGACGAAAUAUUGCAGAGAAAUUUGUUACAAAAAAAAUUAAGCCAAAAGAAAUUCUUAAGUGAAGAUUGGAACAAAUUAUUGGGCAUGUCAGAAACCGAACGUCGUAAAAACGAAGUACCCGGUUCAUAUCCUAUGAGUUUUCCACUGAAAAAAACUGCAAAACGAUGUCGAAUAUGUAAAAAAAACGGCCUGGGAUUUCUUGUGGAAAAAAUAAGCGAUUUCAUGUGUUAAAAAUAUUAACUGGAUAAUAUAUUAUACAGAAUGUUUAGGAUUGUAUGUGCCAAAAUACAAAA
Messenger RNA from Myzus persicae (green peach aphid), 1179 nucleotides. RefSeq lists its product as uncharacterized. The transcript has 7 exons. Bases 254 to 1117 code for a protein of 287 amino acids. Lineage: Eukaryota; Metazoa; Arthropoda; Insecta; Hemiptera; Aphididae. The record is from RefSeq and is a predicted model, not a curated record.